Molecule: messenger RNA, 2660 nt
Organism: Hemicordylus capensis (graceful crag lizard)
Lineage: Eukaryota; Metazoa; Chordata; Lepidosauria; Squamata; Cordylidae
Product: receptor-transporting protein 3-like
Exons: 2
Coding region: 108-851 (247 amino acids)
Biological process (GO): detection of chemical stimulus involved in sensory perception of bitter taste; protein targeting to membrane; protein insertion into membrane
Molecular function (GO): olfactory receptor binding
Source: RefSeq, a predicted model, not a curated record
GCAGAGAGAAAGAGCUGAACAGCCCAUCUACAAUGAGCUGGGAGAACCACUCCUUGUCUUGAAAAUAAAGUUACCAAGUGGGAGCUCGGAAAGCAGCAACUGACAAGAUGCCGACCUGGUGGACGGAGGAGGAACAUGACAGUCCACCAGACUGGAGGAGGGAGUUUAUUAGGAAGAUGAAGGAGCACAAGCCACAAGACAACUGGGUCUUGACUACUGAGCUAGAAAUCAGCCAGACACCAGGGGGAUGGUACCAGUAUGAGCAGAAGCGUCUGUUUGCCAGCUUCAAGUGUUCAAAUUGCUCUCGUGACUGGAAAUCAGCUCAGGUGGCCGUUGUCUUCCGCAUGCGCCUGGAAAGGAACAGGAGACAAUGGGACCAGGGAGAGGGCCAGGUGAAGAUGAAAGCGUUGAGACAGAAGUGUAACAAGUGCCAAGGUCGGUACCAAGAGCCCAUCUUCAGCGAGAAGAUGGUUCAACUUGCCCUCCACAAUUUGGUGGUGAAGAUCCUUGAGAAAUGCUAUAGAGAAUCCAACCGAAAAAUGGUCUUGCAGGAACCUGAGCCUGAGGAAGAUGUGGAGGGCCCACAUGAUAAAGCCAACUGCGAGGCUUGUGAGCUGGGGCUCUGCUCCGUGAGAUCCACUUCCUGGGGUCAGACUGUUCGGCCGGAGUGUAGCUUUAUAAGACCCGCCUCCCUGGGUCAAUCUGGUCUGUGGGAACAAAGUUUUCAAAGACCUUCUUCCCUGCCUCAGUCAGAGAGGGGGGAAAGCAUGGAGAGUUGUUGCAAAAUGUUGCUGUUCCUUUUUAUUGUGGCAGUGGUUUUAUUCCUUUUUGCCUCCUUCAAUAGGAAUUAGAGGGAAAUGCUCGCACCCAAAAAUGUUUUUCCUUUUUUCACUUCAUUGUUACCCAAUAAAAUGUCUUUAGGCCCAACUUUUGCUCUUAAUAAACAUAACGAUGAAUUGGCCCAACUCCAGGCAAUGAAGGGAUCCUUGUAGCGUGAUGUAGGACCAUCCACCUCACCACCAUUCAAUGCAUUCAAACCACAGUGGGGUCUCCUUGGUGUGUAACAUACUGCAAUCCGCUUGCAUGAAGCAGAGCUCAGAUUGAGCAAACAUUUGAAUAAUCUGUGCCUUCACUGCUCAAGUCUAUGAUCAUACCAAUAUCAUAGAUCCUCAGCAUCUGAAAAGUAGCCAUGUAGAAGCUAGCCCCUCUACUGAGAAUCAGGGGGCAUCCCCCAAAGACAGGCAGAGGAACCUAGAGGGCAUCACAGAGCUUCUGGUUGCCCUUCUCCAUCCAUGCUUAUCCUUUUCUCUAUCCAUCCUUAUCCUUUAGCAGCCCCCCCUUUUUAGGGGAGGGAAUAGAUGUAAUCCCCAGCUAAGCAGAGAUAAGAGAAGCAAAGCUAGAGAGAAAGAGGACCUACAGUUUCCACCAGCCUCCCCUGCCUACAGGGAGACCUUUAGGGUUGCCAGAAGUUGGAGCCUGCCUGACAUGUGGCUACAUUUCACAGUAGAAUACACAGCCCGGAUCUCUUUAUCUGCUUAUACUACUCUGCCUGUCACAAGGUUGGGUCAACUGCGCAGAAAAAGUGGGGCUGUUCACACAACCGAAAACUGGGUAGGACAAGUGUCCCAAUUUUCGGUUGUGUGGAAGCAAACAACUAGGCAGGACGGGGGAGAUGUGACUGUGUGGGAGACAGGAGCUGGGGAGGGCAGCUGUUCCUCCUACCUUGGUCAAAUGCUGGGAAUAAAGGCUGGGUAAUACGGCACUGCCCUACCCAGCUCCUGUCCAGUGUGCCUUGUAACAGGGAUUCCCAGACGUUGUUGACUACAACUCCCAGAAUCCUCAUGCAAAAGCCAUUGCAGUUGAGGAGCCUGGAAGUUGUAGUCAACAGCAGCUAGUAAUCCCUGUUAGAGGGAACACUGUUCCUGUCUCCCACAAAAGAUGGGAGUUGGACUACAGAUGUUGUUAGAGUUGGACUACAGAUGUUGUUAGAGUUGGACUACAGAUGUUGGACUACAGAUGUUGUCAGUUCCCAUCAAACCCAGCCACAAUGGCUGAACUGGAGCACAGAUGUUGUGGGAGUUGUAAUCCCACCACAUCUGGGACCCACAGCUGAAAAGUCCUGACCUAUGACUUUUGGAAAGACUGCAGGUCUUUCAUGGCAUGCAGUGGGGAACGCUCAUUCCCUUCCUGCCCACAGUCAGCCAUUCACACAAGGCUUAAUGUUUGAAUGGCGUCUUCGCAUCUACAGUCUGGCAUGUGUACGAUCCAUGUGUUGGAUUUCUGUUUAAAAACUCUGGCCAGAGAUUCACUGGCUCAUCUUGGGCUCGUCCCUAAAUUGCCGCGCUUCACCUUUCCUCAGCACUAAAAUGGGACCAAUAUCUUGGACGUGGCAUAACUUGUAUUUGCAGCUAAACCUAGCUAAGUGUAACUGAAACAAUGCCUUGCCUUUCUUCUGCUGUCUUCCCUGUGUGGAAUUUUAGAUUGUAAACCUCUCGGGGCAAGGACCUGUCCUCAUGCAGGCAUUAUAAAGCAUUGAAUAUAAAGAACAGAAACAUAUAUACAACAUAUUGUAAACUGCCUUGAGAUUAUUGAAAUGAAAAAUUAACAAUUAAAAAAUAAGGCAUUGAAAGCAUUAUAGAAAUAAAGAAUAAUGCAUGCAA